Molecule: messenger RNA, 204 nt
Organism: Knipowitschia caucasica
Lineage: Eukaryota; Metazoa; Chordata; Actinopteri; Gobiiformes; Gobiidae
Source: the annotation of a GenBank genome assembly
AUGGGCACAGUGGAGAGCGGGAUAUCGGAUUAUGAGAACAAACCCGCGCCGCUCCGCUCCGAGGCCUGUGUUUGGAUGAGCGCUGGGGGCAAAUGUAAAGAAACAACAUUGAAAAAGCAGAGGAGGACAGAAGACCACCAAGGCGGAGACGAGGCAGGCUGGCAACUCAACAACGCAUGCGGUGGGGGCUGUGGAAAUCAUUAA